GAUUCUCCGCUGCUUGCACUCUGUCUCUCAAAAAUAAAUAAAUAUUUAAAAAAAAUUUUUUUUAAAUACACUUGACUAGAAGCACUAAAUUCUACGACAUUGAGACAAUGGAGCGGCGGGAGGGGAAGUAGAGGCAGAGACCCGCCCCAGAGCGGGAGGGACGAAGGAGAGGUCCGGGGGACAGCCCCCGCCCCACCCCGCGGCGAGCUGGCCCCGCCCCUCGUGCCAGCCCCUUUUUAAAAAGCGCGGGCGCGCCUUGCGCAGGCGCGGUGCCACUUAAACCUUAGUCGCCUACGCCUUGGUGGUAGGAUGGCGGAAUUGGUCUCUUUUACGGUUCCCACCGAGAGUGACAAAACCUUGCUGGUGUGGGAGCUGAGUUCUGGACCCACGGCCGAGGCCUUGCAUCAUUCUCUGUUCGCAGUAUUCUCCCAGUUUGGCCUUCUGUAUUCGGUCCGAGUCUUCCCAAACGCUGCAGUGGCCCGUCCUGGUUUCUACGCCAUCAUCAAGUUUUACUCAGCAAGGGAUGCUCACAGAGCCCAAAAGGCAUGCGACCAGAAGCAGCUUUUUCAGAAUUCUCCAGUGAAGGUUCGUCUUGGCACCAAACAUAAGGCGGUUCAACAUCAGGCCCUUGCCCUAAACAGCUCCCAGUGCCAAGAACUGGCAAAUUAUUACUUUGGUUUCAAUGGAUGGUCAAAAAGGAUCAUCAAGCUUCAGGAUCUUUCUGACCUUGAAGAAAGGGCAAAUGAAGAUACUGUGCCACCACUUCAGAAGCAGAGCCUGAAAUUCUUCUGUGCUUUAGAGGUGGUGUUGCCAUCCUAUGAGUGCCGGAGUCCCGGAGCUGGCAUGGCCGAGGAGCCUUUGGAUAACCUGGAGGAAGGGCCACUAUCAUUUCUUAUGAAAAGGCGGACAAUCCAGAAGCUUGCUAUUCAGAAGGCUGUGUCAGAUGCAUUCCAGAAACUGUUGAUUGUGAUUUUAGCCCAGAUGUCGGCCCCGCCUAAGGAGUUGACGGAGACUUUGGUUCCAUUCCUGGACACGGAUUCCGUUGGAGAACUACCCCCAGGGCCAGAUGAGGAUCUGAAUGACCAGCUAACCCAGCAUCAAAGGCUCCCAGAGGUGGUUCCAAUGCCAGCCCAGCAAGAGGCCCCACCUCAGCUUCUUGAACAUACUGAGGAAGCAGAACUUUCUCUAACCCAGCAAGAGACCUCGGGUAAGCCUCCAGAGGAGGUGGAGCCUUCAAGUGAGCAGGAGACCCCAGGUCAGCCUUCCGAGCCUCCUGGGGUGAUUGAUCCUUCUCUAAGGCAGCAGGAGACCCCAGCUCAGCCUUCAGUGCCUCCUGAGGAAGCUAAGCCUUCUCUAAGCAAACAGGAACCCCCAGCUCAGCUUCCAGAGGCCCAGGAAGAGGGUGAACCUUCCCCUCUCCAGGAGGAGGGCCAGGGUCAGCACCCACAGGCCUCCGAGGGGAGUGAACCACCUACAACCCAGGAGGAGUCCCGAGCUCAGCAUCCACAGACCCCUGAGGAGGUUAAACCUCCUUCAACCCAGCAGGAGGCUCCAGCUCAGUAUCCUCAGGCAUCAGAGGAGGGUGAGCCUUUUCCAACCCAACCAGAGACCCCAACUCAGUAUCCAGAGCCCCUUGAGGGGACUGAACCUUCUCCAGCCCAGUCAGAGGCCACAACUCAGCAUCCAAAUCCCCUUGGGGAAGUUAAACCUGCAACCUAUCAGGAGGCCCCAAGUCAGCAUCCACAGACCUCUGAGGAAAUUAACCGUUCUGCCACUCAACAGGAAGCCACAGCUCAACAUCCAGAGCCUUCUGGUGAACCUUCUCCAACCCAACAGGAGGCCCCAGCUCACUCUCCAGAACAUCAGGUGGUAACAGUUUUUCCUCAAGGUCAGAAUCAAGCUCAGCUCCUGCCGUUGCCUAAUGUCACUGUUAAACCUGUGGAUCCUUCAGUUACCACGACCUCAGAAUCCACUAAUGAGGUUGAAGCUUCUCCACUCCGAGAAGAGGCCUCAGCUCAGUCUGGAGUGUCCCCUGAGCAGUUGGAACCUUCUCCAACCCAGCAGGAGGUCCCACAGCAGCAUCCAGCGCCCCCUGAAAAUGUUGAAUCUUCUCCAGUCCAGCACGAAGUCUCAACUCCACCCGAAGAUUUUCCUGAGGAAAUUGAACUUUCUCCAAGCCAGCAGGAGAGCUCAGCUCUGCCUCACGUGCCUGUUGCAAGUAGAGAACCUCCUCCAAUCCAGCAAGAGGUCCCAGCUCAGCAACCAAAGCCCAAUGAGGGGGUCGAGUCUUUUCCAGUUCAGUAUGAGCAUCCAGCUCAGCCUCCAGGGUCCUCUGCAGAUGUUGUAGCUCAGUCUCCAGUACAGCAUGAGGUGACAUUCUCACCUCCAGGUCCAGGUGAAGCUCAGCAUCCAGUGUCGCCUGAUAUCACAGUUAAACCUGUGGAUCUGAGGGUUUUCAUAAGUCCCCAGGCAACUAAGGAGGUUAAACAUCUUGCAGUGCAGCAGGAUGUCCCUGCUCAAUCUCCCCCUGAGCAAGUUGAAUUUUCUCCAGCUCAGUCCAAGCGUCUUUCCCAGUCUCCAGAGUCCCCUGAAGAUGAGUCUUCUCCAGGCCGACAAGAGGUCCUAGCUCAGACUCCAGACCCUCCUAAGGAUGUGGAACCUGCUUCAGGCCAACAGGAGGCCCCAGCUCAGCCUUCAGAGCCUCCUGAGAAGGUGGCACCGUCUCCAGUCCAGCAGGAAACCCUAUCUCUACCUCUCGAGCCACUUAAGGAGAUAGAACCUUCUCUAACACAACAGGAGGUACAAGCUCAGCCUUCAGAGGCCCCUGAGAAGGUAGAACCAUCUCCAAUUCUGCAGCAGUCUCCAACUCAACCUCCGGAGCCCUCUAAGGAGGCAGAAACUCCUCCAGCCCAGCAGGAGGCCCCAGUUCAGCCUCCAGAGCCACCUGAGGAGGUUGUAGCACAACCUCCAGUCCAUAAUGAGGUGACAGUUCCACCUCUAGGACAAGAGCAAGCUCAGCAUCCAAACUUGCCCAAUGUUACUGUUCAGCCUGCUGACCUGGAGCUUACUGUAACUCCAGAACCUACUGUGGAGGCUGAGCAUUCUACAAUCAUGCAGCAGACUAUAGCUCCUCCAGAGGACACUGAGGUGACCCCUCCACAUCCAGAGCAGGUCCAGGCUGAGCAUCCAAAUCUGACUGAAGUCAGAGUUCAGCCUUUAGACCUGGAACUGACCAUAACUCCAGAACCCACUACAGAGGUUGAAACUUCAACCACGCAAGAGAUCCCAGGUCACCCUUCAGAGCCACCUAAGGAGGUUGUGGUUCAGCCUCCACUGUUUCGGGAGGUGACAGUUCCAACUCCAGGUCUGGAUCAAGCUCGUCAUCCAUUGUCACCUAAUGUAACAGUUCAGCCUUUGGACCUAGAGCUUACCGUAACUCCAGAACCCACUAUGGAGGUUAAAGCUUCUACAGCCCUGAAGAAAACUACAGCUCCUCCAAAGGACCUUGAGGUAACAUUUGCACAUCUAGAGCAGGUUCAGGUUCAGCAUUCAACCUUGAAUAAGGCCAAAACUCAACAGACCCCAGAUCAGCCUCCAGAGCCACCUACGGAACUUGUAGCUCAACCUCCAGUAUAUCAAGAGGCAGCAGUUCCAACACCAGAUCAGGAUCAAGCUCAGCGUCUGUGGUUGCCGAAUGUAACAGUUCAGCCUUUGGACUUGGUGCUUACUGUAACUACAGAACCCCCUACGGAUGUUAAACAUCCCUCAGCCCUGCAGCAGACUACCGCUCCUCCAGAGGACCUUGAGGUGACAUUUCCACAUUCAGAGCACAUUCAGCAUCCAACCGUAACUAAAGUCACAGUUAAACCUUUGGACCCAGGGCUUCCCAUAACUCCAGAAUCCACUACAGAGACUGAACCUUCUCUAACCAUGCAAGAGACCCCAACCCAGCCUCCAGAGCCACCUAAGGAGGUUGUUCAGUAUCCAUCCCAACAGGAAGUGACAGUUCCUACUCCAAGUAAGGAUCAAGUUCAGCAACCAACAUUGCCCAGUGUCACAGCUCAUCAUGUGGACUUGGGGCUUACCAUAACUCCAGAACCUACUACAGAGGCUGAACAUUCUACACCCAUGAAGGAGACUACAGCUCCUCCUCCAAAGGACCUUGAGGUGACACUUGCACAUCCAGAGCAGGUUCAGAGUCAGCAUCCAAACCUGACUGAAGUCACAGUUCCACCUCUGGACCUGGAACUUACUGUAACUGCAGGAUCCAGUGUGGAGACUGAACCUUCUCCAACCACGCGAGACACCCCAACUCAGCCUCCAGAGCCACCUAAGGAGGUUGUAGUUCAAUAUCCAUUCCAGCAGGAAGUGACAGUUCCAACUCCAAGUAAGGAUCAAGGUCAGCAUCCAGCAUCACCCAUCAUCCCAUUUCGUCAUGUGGAGCUUACUAUAACUCCAGAACCUAUUACGGAGGCUGAACAUUCGACAACCCUGAAGAAGACUACAACUCCUCCCCCAAAGGACCUUGAGGUGACACUUGCACAUCCAGAACAGGUUCAGAGUCAACAUCGAAACCUGACUGAAGUCACGGUUCCACCUAUGGACCUAGAAAUUCCUGUAAGUCAGCAACCAGCGUCAUUUGAGACAGGUUUUCCUCCAACAACUCAACAUUCUGUGGUGCAUUUUGUAAACUAUACCUCAGAAAAGGCAUACACAACUUUAACUUGGCAACCAGAACAGAAUGCCACCACACACCUCAAACUAUGUGAGCGUUGUACCUGCAAAGAUGAGACACUGUCGUGUGUUGGUCUCAGCCUACAGCAGAGGCUCCGCAGAGUGCCCGUGCCGGAGCCCGACACCUACAACGGCACCUUCACCAUCUUAAAUUUCCAAGGAAACUCUAUUUCUUACAUUGAUGAAAAUGUAUGGAAGGGAUACCGUUGGGCUGAGAAACUAAUUCUCAGUGAAAAUUAUCUGACCGAAUUACGUAAAGACACAUUUGAAGGCCUGCUAUCCCUCCAGUAUUUAAUUAUCAGUCGUAACCCUCUGUCAGCUGUUGAAGAUUCCUAUCUUUUUAAGUUGCCAGCAUUAAAAUAUUUAGACAUGGGAUCAACACAGGUGUCACUUACAACAGUUGAGAGCAUCCUCAUGAUGACCCUUGAAUUGGAAACACUGAUAUUACCUAGCCGUAUGGCCUGCUGUCUCUGCCAAUUUAAAAAUACUAUUGAGGUUGUCUGUAAGACAGUCAAGCUACAUUGUGACAGUGCAUGUCUGACAAAUGGCACACAUUGUGAUCAGGAAGUAUACCUAAGGAAUGCAGAAGGAUCAUUCGUGAAGGUAUUGAAAGCUCGAAAGAAGAGCGCCAGCAUGGAGCUGACUAUUGAGCCAGAGAAGGCAUCCUCAGACAUAGAUCGUGUCAGUUUGUCAGCCUUUAUGAAUGAGCAGCUAGACUUCAAUGACAAAAGUGAUGUCAUUAGUGCACUCAAUUACAUAUCGCCUUAUUUCUCGGAGGGCAAUCUAGAAGACGUAGAAUCGAUGCUGUUACCGUUCAUUAAAUUUCUGUUUUCAAAUGUGCAAGAGGGAGACAAGCCCGUGGGUCACUCGAUGAACGACACAGGGGACCCUUCUCUUAAACCUGGAUCCAACAAUUCAACUUACAAAAAUAAACUGAGAAAACUCUACUUUCUGGAAAAUUUGUUAGAUGCAGAAAUUCAGGAAAAAAUUGAUGAGGUGAAAAACGAAGAAAAAACGGCCAUGCUUAUACAUUCCAGCCUUUUAGGUCCCAAGUUUAAACGUCAAAUCUUUCCAAAGAAAUGGGAAACUGCCCAACCGCAGGAGAAGAGCCUCGACGAAGUUGAGAGUGUGGGGAAAAAGUUCCUGACAGUGAACAAGGUCAUCAAGGGCCCAAAGGGCAUACGGAAAAGGCACUUAAAAGAACUGAGACGUCAGACAAUCCAGAGGACACAGAACGCCCAGCCGUCUGUGGAGAACAUGGCCAAGGAAAGAAGGCUCAGGAGACCAUCCCGAGGGGAGCUUCACGUGGCGCACAGGCCCAGCAAAUUGGUGGGAAGCUCCUUCGAUACAGAGCCUUCAUUCGUAGAGGAGCACAAGGCAGCGGUCUCUUCUUUCCUGAAGCAAUACUCUUUGGGCAGGCCUUCUGCCACCCCUGCUCCAAAAUCCCCACCUGACGUGAAAAAAAAAUCAAAAGACUUCAUGUACAGCGUUUUUCUUAUACAAGAUGCAAAUGAUAGAGUUAGAAAUGUGAAGGCUUUCGGGCCAGCCUCACACCCCAGAAAAACACACCGCUUUCAUAAAAGUCGCUCCCGUGUGGUCCACAGAACACCCAAGGCCAAACUGAAUCGAAAGUCCAGAAAGGAAAGUUCACUCAGUAAUAGACAGCUGCUUGCAAAGAGGCCUCCAUCCUCUGCAGUCAGGAGCCUCAUAAAUUCCCCUUCACGAGAGGAUUUUUCAUCUCCGGGAGAACUGAGUCCUCAGAAAAAUCCUUUUCCAGAAUUCUUUGCUCCUUCAGGAACUUACAGAGAAAACACUACUGCAGAGAACACUACUGCCCAAAAUGUUUCUGACGAAAAUAUUUCUACAGGAAACACUACUGUGCCAGAACAAACCCUCCCUGAAUUCACAAACCGUAAGAAUCUUUCCACUGCUAAUUCUACUGUUACUGCAGACAACUCUACGCCGACCGUUAAACAAACCAAUGAUACACAAUGGGAAUACCACAAUGCGGGCACUGGCUUGCCCCCAAAAGCCACAGGCUUCACUGUGUCAAAGCUCUCGUCCUCAGGUGAUCUGUUUGAAAUUCAGUUAAACCAGCAGCUACGGUCCCUCAUCCCCAGCAAUGACGUGAGAAGCCUCAUUUCUCAUGUUAUCUGGACUUUGAAAAUGGACUGCUCUGAGACCCACAUGCAGCUGGCCUGUGCCAAGCUCAUCUCCAGAACAGGCCUCCUGAUGAAACUUCUCAGCAAGCAGCAAGAAGUAAAGGUGUCCAAGGCAGAGUGGGAUACGGACCAAUGGAAAAAUGAGAAUUAUAUCAAUGAGAGCACAGAAAUCCAGAAUGAACAGAGAGGGCAGGAGUCAAGGGAGCUCACAAAAGAAGUUCCAGGCUAUGGCUAUAACAACAAACUCAUCUUGGCAAUAUCUGUGACUGUAGUAGUGAUGGUUUUGAUCACAGUUUUCUGUCUCAUUGAGAUUUAUUGUCAUAGAGCAGCAGCCAAGGAAGGUAAAGAAGGAAGCUCAAGGGGCUUCUUUGGAUCUCUGCUGCGUAAGAGAUGCUCAAAGGAAAGUGACAAUCAGGAGGGCUUUUUCUGGAGAAGGUGGCCACUUUGGCUUAGGGACAUGUACAGACCUCUCAAUGCCACACGCAAGAAAAACAUGGCACAGAAGCUACACGACAAGGAUUCUUCUGAUGAAGAUGAGAUUUUCCACAUGGAACUAGGGGAGCCUGGCAAAGCCACAGCAGAGAAGGCCACAGAUUCCACUACUGAAGAGCUGGGUGACGAGAGUGAGACACUAUGUGAGGUUGUCACAGAGUGAACGCCGUCCUGCCUCAGGCCACCUACAAAGUUUACUUUCCGAUACUGGCUUCUCAGCAUUGCUUAUAAAAUACGUUUUCUUCUCAUAUUGAAAUGUAUAAAUCCAUAACCAAUUCUAGCCACAUGGUAAGGAACUAAAACGUAAACAGUUCAAUAUUUAUCUACAGACAACAGGGGCCACAGGCGAGAGAAGCAGGACUGAAGCCAGAGUCCCUCGUGGUAGCCAGUAUUUCCACAAGACAGUCUGGGCAAAGUAGGGUGAAUGGGGCGUCUUUCCCUCAUUUCCCUGAUACAGUCAGUCUCUGGAAACUGGAGAACGUAUCUUCAAGGGGCUUAGACUAUUAAGUUAAUUAACAGCUUAUUCUGGUGCUCUCUCCCCUGGCUCACCAAAUACCAGUCCUUCAGAACGCGCUUGACCCCCUGCCCAUAGAGGAUCGUCUCUUUCUGGCCCCUCCGUAAGGUCUUUGGGGUUGCCAGAAUGUUUGGAUCGCUGAGCCUACCUCCACUGUCGGGCUGAGGCCUGUCUUUCUUCCCAAGAGCUCAAACUCGGACACAAAAUCUGUAGGUGGAAGUAGAGUGUUCCUCAACCUUACAA
Lynx canadensis (Canada lynx) is the source of this 8145-nucleotide messenger RNA. Its product is annotated as leucine-rich repeat-containing protein 37A3-like. The record is from RefSeq and is a predicted model, not a curated record. Gene Ontology annotation, molecular function: protein binding; RNA binding. NCBI's taxonomy places the organism in Eukaryota, Metazoa, Chordata, Mammalia, Carnivora, Felidae.